Helianthus annuus (common sunflower) is the source of this 1772-nucleotide messenger RNA. RefSeq names its product protein NO VEIN-LIKE-like. Gene Ontology annotation, cellular component: nucleus. Gene Ontology annotation, biological process: leaf vascular tissue pattern formation; embryo development ending in seed dormancy; root development. The record is from RefSeq and is a predicted model, not a curated record. The coding region runs from base 643 to 1464 and encodes 273 amino acids. The transcript is spliced from 3 exons. Lineage: Eukaryota; Viridiplantae; Streptophyta; Magnoliopsida; Asterales; Asteraceae.
UCUCUCUCUCUCUCUCUCUUUCUCUCUCCUUAAUUUCCUCCUCUCUCUAUAAUCCUUUCCUCUCCAAAAACAAACCUGCAACAUCUAUUCCACCAUCAUCGGGGAACCCCUUUCCGACUAUGCGCUCAACCUCUCUAUCUCCAUUUAAACCUUCAGCGAUCUAGAUACGCUCCGGUCACUCAACGGCGGCUCGUGUCUCCACUGCUCGGAGCUCUGUUUCUCUGUCCAACACAUACCGAUACGAACUGGAACCAGGUUGUUACUCGUGAAGCAAUAUGUAACAAGCCAGUAGACAAUAGCUAUGAAACUUCAUUGGUGAGUUGGGUCCUUCCUUACGCUCAACGUUACAUUUCUAAUUCGUAUCGUGAAAGAUAUCUUCAACUCAAGUUGGCUGGAUUUGAGAAAGUAAAUCGGCUGCAGAUUGUUGUUGUUGAAAAGUUGUAUUACAAGAAUGUUAUAAAGAGGUCAAAGUUGGUGUCAAAGAAGAGACAUGAUUGUAUCUGCCUUCUUCAGUCAACGGUGAUCCUGACCUACACUUGGCAAAUUUUCUUCACAUGAUUACAUGUAUGAAUAAAUCGGGUUCUAAAGAGAAACAAAUAGAAAGUUUCAUCUUGAAUAGUCAGAAGGUGCCAAAGCUAUCAGAUGAAGAACCAGUAUGGUCAAUUCAAUCUAUGGGAGUCAUCAGCUACGAAAGGUGUUCCUAAAAGAUCCGUUAGGCCCAGUUCAUCAUCCCAAAGUAACAGAAGCCAGAAUCCCCCUAAAUCCAUUUCCUCGCGUGCUAAUAAAUCGAAGAUGCAAUAUGUAAUUAAGCGAGUUGAUCUAAAUGUACCAACUACUGAUGAUGCAGAAAGUCUACAUGCUUCUAAGUGUUUGAACCAUGAGGGUCAUGAUGGAACCAACGCGGUUAAUUCAGUCGAUGCUGAACAUGGUUUGGUUGACCAAGAUGGUUUUUUGGGUCACGGGGGAACAAACGCGGUUGACACGAUCAUUGUUGAACAUGAUUUGGUUGACCAAGAUGGGUUUUUGGGUUUUAACCAGAAGGACCAGCUUUCACAUGGCCGAGUCAAUGUGAAACAGGCGUCUCUUACAGGGAGACGAGGUGAGGAACUGGCUUUUAACUACUAUAAAAACAUGGGUAUCAAAGUUGUGAAAUGGGUAAAUGAAUGUAGUGAAACUUGGCUACCAUAUGAUAUUGAAGUUUGUGAUGAUGAAAACCGGAAGGAAUACAUUGAAGUCAAAACAACUGAUUCUAAAACAAAGGACUGGUUUGAGAUAUCAGUUAGAGAGUGGCAGUUUGCAGUUAAGAAAGGUGACUCUUUUAGCAUAGCCCGUUUUGUUUUGUUGGGUGAUAAAAGGGCUCGAGUUACUGUAUUUAAGAAUCCGGCUAGGCUUUGUCAGCUCGGUCAACUAAAACUGGCUGUAUUGAUGUCAGAGAAGCAGAAGGAUGAGUUUGUUCUUUGUUGAUAUAUAGGUUAGCUCUAUGUUGUUGCAUAUAUUGUGUAUCAAAUAUGUUAAUAUCUAGAGUAAAAUGCCAAAAUGGUCCCCGAGUUUAGGCAACUUUUGCCACUUCAAUCGAAAAAUAUGAAACCUUUUGUAUUUGGGUCCUGAGGUUUCAUUGUUUUUGUCAUUUUCAUCCAAUUUGACAAACUGGGUUAGAAUUUUCUUCUAACUUCCCCCUUUUGUCGUUUUCCUUAUUUAAAUGAAGGGUAUAAUCGUCAUUUUAUGUUAUAACAUAUUUUAAUUAACCGAGGAAAACGGCAAAAAGGGGAGAA